GGCUGCGUGUGUUGCCUCUCCACGGUUCUCAUGUGCUUUAUAAGUCCCGCCUCCUCUCAGCUCGGACACCUUCAGACAAACACAGCAGACAGAGACGCAGAGAUGGCGGAAGAAGCUCCAGCAGCGGCCCCGGUCAAAGUCCCGGCUAAAGCCCCGAAGAAGAAGGCGGCUCCCCGUCCCAAGAAGGAGGGCCCGACCCUCCCGAAGCUCAUCAUCAGCGCCGUGGCUGAGUCCAAGGAGCGCAAGGGGAUCUCGCUGGCGGCCAUUAAGAAGGUUCUGGCGGCAAAAGGCGUCGAUGUGACCAAAGCCAACAAACGCAUCAACACCGCCGUGACUAAGCUGGUGACCGGAGGAACCCUGGGACAAACUAAAGGGACCGGGGCCUCCGGCUCCUUCAAGCUCGCCAAGAAGGAGCCCAAAGCCGCCAAACCUGUCAAGAAAGCGGCGCCGAAGAAGAAAGCUCCCGUUAAAGCCAAGAAGCCCGCAGCCGCCGCCAAGAAAGUUACAGCGGCCAAGAAACCGGCAGUUAAGAAGCCAGCGGCCAAGAAACCGGCAGCGGCAGCAGCGGCCAAGAAGUCCCCGAAGAAGAAGGCACCGGCGAAGAAAGCCGUGAAAAAGCCGCUAGCGAAGAAGAGUCCCAAGAAGACCCCCGUUAAAAAGCUCAAGGCGGCCAAGAAGCCCGCUGCCAAGAAAGCUCCGGUAAAGAAAACUGCAGCCAAGAAGACCAAGAAGUGAAGCGGCUCUUUAAUCCAGCACUCAGUGCACCAAAGGUUCUUUUAAGAACCACCACAGCUUCACUAAAGAGGCUUCCUCAUUUAUUAGUACAACUUCAACACCUUGUUACACAACAAACCCACUCUGAGCUGUAAUUAGACAACACAACUAUACUUAUACCAUAUUAUACAUCCAUGUGUUAUUAGUAUCAGAUGGUAUAAUACUCUACAUCAACUUUUAUAUUGGGAGUAAAAUGCCUAAUAAAUCUACUCUAGUGAACUAAACAGAACUGUCAUCACCAUCAAAGCUUUAUUUAUUUAAAUUUAUUUAUCAAACUCUGCAGUCAGAUUGAAAUUUUUCACCCAAACUUUAAUGAGUAAUUAUACACGGAGUAUGUGUUCCACACAUUUUUUAUUUUUUUUCCAACAUACAGGUAAUUUCUCAAACAGGUAUUUGAUGUGUGGCAGCAAGUGACCUUUCUCUUUUAUCAAACAUUUUUGUUCCAAGAUAAGACACCAAGGAGAGUUUGUUAACAUCCAUCCUCUAUGUGCACAAUUACAAUAGCUGAUUGUUGGUUGUAUUGAGUACUUCAGUAUUAAAAUUAUAGUUUUAAUACCAUCAUUUAUUUUAAUUUGUACUAAAGUGGUUUGAUCCGUUUCACCCUGUAUGUUCAGUGGAAUUUAAAUCAGACCAGGGUUCAAUUCCCCACUGUGACACAUCAACCAAUGAGUCCCUGAGUAAAACACUUAACCCGUAAUUGUUCUAGAGGAGUGCGUCCUCUGACAUAUGUAGCAAUUGUAAGUCGCUUUGGAUAAAAAGCGCCAGCUAAAUGUACUAUGUUCCCUAUAUAUUGAUUAUACAUUUGUUUAAAUUGCGGUGUUGUUCUUAUGACUUCACACGUUAACUAAUUAAUAAACCUUCAUUUCUGGAUAAAAGUA
Messenger RNA from Micropterus salmoides (largemouth bass), 1652 nucleotides. Its product is annotated as histone H1-like. Bases 31 to 735 code for a protein of 234 amino acids. The record is from RefSeq and is a predicted model, not a curated record. Gene Ontology annotation, molecular function: structural constituent of chromatin; DNA binding. The transcript has a single exon. Lineage: Eukaryota; Metazoa; Chordata; Actinopteri; Centrarchiformes; Centrarchidae. Gene Ontology annotation, biological process: nucleosome assembly. Gene Ontology annotation, cellular component: nucleosome.